CUGACAUAUAGAAUGGAGAAGUUUCUGAAUGAUAUUGAAUCAGGAAGGCCUAUCAGAUUCACCUCGCGCCACCUAACGCGUGCAACAAACAAUUACUCCAACAUGUUGGGCUCAGGAGGAUUCGGAUCAGUUUAUAAAGGAACACUUGGUAAUGGAACUGUUGUGGCAGUUAAAGUUCUACAUAGUAGUGUUUCUGACAAGAGAAUGGAAGAACAGUUCAUGGCUGAAGUGAGCACAAUUGGAAGAGUUCAUCAUUUCAAUCUGGUUCGCCUCUUAGGAUUCUGCAUUGAAACUGAUACGAGAGCUUUAGUUUAUGAGUACAUGUGCAAUGGAUCUCUUGACAAGUAUCUGUUUUGUGAAAACAAGGCCUUAGGAUUUGGGAAGCUUCAUGAGAUUGCUGUAGGAACGGCUAAAGGAAUUGCUUACUUACAUGAAGAAUGCAACCAGAGGAUUAUCCACUACGACAUUAAACCAGAAAACAUCCUCUUGGACCAUAAUUUCUGUCCUAAAGUUGCUGAUUUUGGUUUAGCGAAGCUCUAUAACAGAGAAAAGUCCUGUGUUACUAUGACAGGACUAAGAGGGACACCAGGAUAUGCUGCACCAGAACUUUGGAUGCCUUUUCGUGUAACUCACAAGUGUGAUGUUUUCAGCUUUGGAAUGUUGUUAUUUGAAAUCAUAGGAAGAAGAAGAAACCUUGACGUUAACCUCACAGAAAGUCAAGAGUGGUUUCCAAGACAGGUUUGGAUAAAAUUUGAGAGUGAAAAACUAGAAGAGCUGAUAAUAGACUAUGGCAUAUUUGAAGAUGAAGAUAAAGAGAUAGUGGAAAGAAUGGCAAGACUAGCUUUCUGGUGUGUUCAAUAUAGACCAGAAUUGAGACCCAUAAUGAGUGUUGUGGUGAAAAUGUUGGAAGGCUCAAUGGAUAUCCCAGAUCCUUCAAACCCAUUUCAACACUGGAUGGAAGAAGAUCAUGCAACAUUGGAAGCAUCAGCACAAAAGGAUAUUAGUAUCAAUGUUGUUUCAUCUAAUCUUGAGGCAUCAGAAUCUUCCAUUGCGUAUGAGACCCAUAGAUUCUCUUUAGAUGGAAUCUUGCCAUGCAUGGUCUAGAGUGUAAGUUCUGGACUCAUAUCUUGUUGAUAUCUAGUGCUUUGAUUAUGUUAGAUAGAGGUCAAGGCACACGUAGAAGCUGCAACAUGUGCCAUUUUUAUAAUUAAAGACUGGUUAUCUAUAUUUGAGUCGUGUUCUGACAAUAAGGACGUGUGUGUGUGUGUCUGUCUCAUACGAUAAUA
Molecule: messenger RNA, 1286 nt
Organism: Prosopis cineraria
Lineage: Eukaryota; Viridiplantae; Streptophyta; Magnoliopsida; Fabales; Fabaceae
Product: G-type lectin S-receptor-like serine/threonine-protein kinase At5g24080
Exons: 1
Coding region: 13-1104 (363 amino acids)
Biological process (GO): protein phosphorylation
Molecular function (GO): ATP binding; protein kinase activity
Source: RefSeq, a predicted model, not a curated record